This is a messenger RNA of Colletotrichum phormii, 956 nucleotides long. RefSeq lists its product as uncharacterized. Lineage: Eukaryota; Fungi; Ascomycota; Sordariomycetes; Glomerellales; Glomerellaceae. The coding region runs from base 283 to 873 and encodes 196 amino acids. The record is from RefSeq and is a predicted model, not a curated record. The transcript has a single exon.
GUCCGAUCUGCGACAAAGGACGCUUCGCAAUAUUCUAAGAUAACUAGAGUCAGUGACGAGGUGUCGCGUGGCUCACCGCUUGCUACGUUCUUAUCUCGUACCCGAGUCGCAUGAUAUGCCAAUAUAGUACCCAGAAUACCGAUUUUCGGGCUGAGCUGCAUCAGGCGACCAAGCGAAUGUGUGUCUACUUAGUGGUGCCAGAGGCGCCACGUUAACAAAACACGGGGCCAGGGCGUGGAAAAGUUGUGAACGUGGUAUUCGGGGUCGUAGUGUCAGAUUGCCAUGACGGAUCUGGAUGCAGAUCUGCCAAAGAGUUGCGACCCUGCCAAGGCUGCAAAAUCGAGCGGCCGGAAGAACAUGUGCCUUUCAAACAAAGCACGGCGAUGUCAGCUUCGGCCAAGCUUCAGACGAACAGUGCUGAUCCCACUGACGGGUCAAAAUCCGGACCGAUCACGGCGUGAGAUUUGCAGCGCUUGCAUCUCAAGCAGCCUCAUGGCUUUUCUGGAGCCCAAGAAAGAGCUGCGGCGAGGAUCUUCAGAAAGAAAGGAUCUUAAAGACGGAUCCGAUUGUUACCAUGUCUCUCGUAAACGUGGAGCGGGAGUGCUAGACCCGCCAAAACCUUCGAAUCCGGGUUCCAUUUUGAAGGGAGAAUGUUCUCCGUCCAGGGUUGUUCGGAUGCGGCCAUGGCAAAGAAAGAAGACGGGAUUCGGCCGCCAAAAUGGCAUUCUCCCCCGACAGCAGAGAGUCGGGUCGAAUGCCGCCUGCGGGGAGGCUGGGACGCCAAAGACAAUGUGCAAGUCAGCGUGGGCGUGGGGACAGUGUAUUGCAGAGCUUUUAUCCGUAUUGCCUUCUACCCAACGGCAUGUUCCUUGACGGAAAUCGAUCAGAAACACAACGUCUUGCCAAACUUGAGGAUGGUCUAUUCGUACCUUACUCGACCUUGUAUUUAAGCGAGU